Messenger RNA from Arvicanthis niloticus (Nile rat), 1398 nucleotides. The record is from RefSeq and is a predicted model, not a curated record. Lineage: Eukaryota; Metazoa; Chordata; Mammalia; Rodentia; Muridae.
AUGAAGAACCACGACAUAAAGAAUAGGCCUGCCAAACACUCCAACCGGAAGAGCAGUCCGGGGCCACAGGAAGCAGGACCGGAGGGAGCACAUGGACGAGCCAGACGGUUAGCUCCUGGAGCAGAAGCUGAAGGUUCCACAAGCCAGGCGCCUGAGAUGACUGAGGGGGCUCAAGCUAAAGCAGCUCCGUCUGGGAUUCCCUGUGACAUCUCUGAGGAGAUGUUCCAGCAGUUGAAAGACAUUCCGAGUACAUACCGUAUGGACAACAAUCAGGGGGGCCUAGGUGAAGAGGGAGCACAGGGUGAAGCCAAAGAGCCGGAAGACACAGAAAAGCCCCUAACCUAUGAAGCCAGGAAUGGGGAACCAGAAUCAGGUGUUUCUGUAGUCAGGGGCGAGAAAGAGACCUCUAACGGGGAGCCUGGUACAGAAGAGAUCGGAGCAAGUGAUGAGGUCGAAGACCAAGACCAUCGAAGGCCACAAGAAAAGAAGAAAAUCAGAGAUCUAGGGAAAGAGAUACUGAAUGCGCUGAAUAACCCAGAGGAGAAGCUAGCUGCGCUGUGCAAGAAAUACGCCAUCAAGUUGCAGAUGGAACAGCAUAAUGACCCAAACUACAAGCUGUGCCAAGAUAAUACAAAACUAGCAGAGAGGCUCACGAAGUUGAUUGAGCAAUACGAGCUCCGUGAGGAGCUCAUCUACAAAAUCUUCAAACAUAAGGACCUGCAGCAGCAGCUCACGGACAUCAAACUCCAGAAGACCCAGGAAAAGCUGAAGGAGGCAGAGGAGCAGCACGAGCAGGAGAAGGAGUUUCUUCUGAAAGAAGUACAAGAGUCCCAGAGGAUGUGUGAAGUCAUGAAGCAGCAGGGGAUCCACUUAAAGCAUCAGCUCACCAUGUAUAAGGAGAAGUUCGAAGAGUUCCAGAGCACACUCUCUGAAAGCAAUGAGAUGUUUAUCAGGUUCAAACAGGAAAUCGAAAAGAUGUCAAAGAAGAUUAAGAAACUGGAGAAAGAGAACACAAUGUAUCAAUCACGGUGGGAGAGCAGCAAAACGGUUCUGCUGCAGAUGGCUGAAGAGAAAACCCUCCGGGACAAAGAACUGGAAGGCCUGCAGGUGAAAAUCCAGCGGCUGGAGAAGCUGUGCCGAGGGCUGCAGACAGAGCGCAAUGACCUCAACAAGAGGGUACAGGACCUGACUGCCAGGGGCCAGGGCUCCCUCACUGACAUUGGCUUUGAGCAGAGGCCGGAGGCUGCCACUACCCCCAAGGAACCAGAUGCUGAAAGUCCUGGGGCUCAACCAUCUAGCUCUCCAAGGGCUACAGAUGACCCUGGCUGCCCUGGAGCACCGAGCACAGAAACAGCAGGGCAAACAGGGCCCAAAGAGCCCUCCUUUGGCACUGCUUAG